Salvia splendens (bonfire salvia) is the source of this 951-nucleotide messenger RNA. RefSeq lists its product as uncharacterized. The coding region runs from base 1 to 951 and encodes 316 amino acids. The record is from RefSeq and is a predicted model, not a curated record. The transcript has a single exon. NCBI's taxonomy places the organism in Eukaryota, Viridiplantae, Streptophyta, Magnoliopsida, Lamiales, Lamiaceae.
AUGAUCCAAACCAUCAACCCUUACUCCACCGCCAGAACGGCCGAGAUCAUGUCCCGCUACCGCCCCAUCGCCCCCAAGCCGGAAACCCCCUCCUCCGCCGCCGACACCGACUCCUCCGCCCUCCCCAACGGCAUCCGCAAAUCCCCCUACUUAAGCAACGUCUGGGCCCAUCUCCAGGCCCGGCCCACUCGAACCCGCAAGCGCGGCCGCACUGCCCCCUUCUCGCCCGCUUCUUCGUCCGUGAAGAGGCCGAGAACUUGCCUCCAGGGGCUCUCUCCCCCCUACCACCCCGCCCCGGCCCACAUGCAUGCCUUCCCCCGCCCCCUCGACACCACCACCGCCACCACCGAGUACGUCGCGCUCCCCCUCCUCUACUGCGCCGCGGCCGCCCCAAAGGCCAGCGGCAUAGAUCUCAACACGGCUGCGGCCGAGGCACAGCCUCAACCGCAGCAGCAGGAUCUCGACCUCCACCUCCACCUCCCGGAGCCGGCGGCCGCGCCGGCGGUGAUCUCGCCCCGGCCGGUGAGGCCGGUGGGGUCGAGCAUAAUCGUGGAGAGCAUCGCGGAAGAUCCGCGGGGCUCGUCCAUGGCGAAGGGGGUGGAGGAGGCGGUGGAGGGGGAGGCGAGGCCGGCGAUCGUGUCGGACGCGGGAAACAAGGUGAGGAUGUGCAAUUCGGCGUACAAGGAGAUGGUGGGGCAGCCGGAGUGCUGCUGGCUGGACGGGGGGAGGAUAGGCGGGGAGGUGUCGCUGAGGUUCCCGGACGCGGAGGCGGGGAGGAGGGCGAGGGAGGCGGCGGCAUUUACGUGCUCGGUGAGGAUAGAGUGGGAGGGACAAGGGAAGAAGAAGAUGUGCGUAAAUGCGUCUUGUAGCGCUGUCAAAUUGGUGUGCCAAACCCAAACUAAAGAUUCCCAGUUUUUGUGGAGGUUUGAUACCGAUAAAUCGCCUAUGUAA